AGAUGGACCGACUGAGCGUAAUUUCAUUCCUAGCCCUCUUCAGUUUGGCGAUAGCAGGCCCAGCCGUAAAAACGACGUUCGAGAAAUCAACGAACUACGACUAUCGAGGGACGACAUUCUACACGGCGCGUAACUUAUCUUUAUACGAAUGUCAGGAGCGAUGCAGAAACCGUGUAGAUUGCCAGGCAGUUGCAUUUUCCUUUGUUGUGAACCCUCUGGCGCCGAUCCAGAACACGAUGUGCGAACUUCACAAUGAGACUUCGGCGACCAAUCCCGAAGCUCAGCCUCAACGAGCUGUUAAUAAAUAUUACAUGACCAAGCUUCAACUGAGAUCUGACAAUGUCUGCCGACGAUUAUGGUCCUUCGAGCGAGUGCCAAACAAGAUGAUCCGAGGCCUGGACAACGCAGUGAUCUACUCAUCAUCAAAGGACGCAUGUCUUGCCUCGUGCUUAAGCGAAAGAAGGUUCACCUGCAGAUCAGUAGAGUACAACUACAUGUCCCUGCAGUGCGCGAUGUCAGACGCAGACCGUCGGUCAACUGGGCAGUUCGUCCAGUUCGUGGAUGCUCAGGGGGUGGAUUACUUCGAGAACUUGUGUUUGAAGCCAAAGGACUCCUGCAAAUCUUCAAAGGUCUACCAGCUUCCGAGGAUCGGAGUCGCAGAGGACAAGAUCGCCCAGUAUGUUGGACUCCAGUACUACGUUGAUAAGGACUUAGCGGUCCCUACCGAGGCUUCCUGCAAGCUCGCCUGCGAGAACGAGUCCAGUUUCCUCUGCAGGUCCUUCCUCUACCGCGGUCCUCCGACAGGCGACAGUAACAACUGCCAGUUGUUCCACUUGGACCACUACUCUCUUCCAGAUGGACCUUCAACUUACUUGAACUACGAGCGACCUCUGAUUGACAAUGGAGAGAGAAUUGGAACUUACUAUGAAAAUUUCUGCGAAAAGGGCACUGAACUUCCACUUUAUAUUGAACCUACUGAGGAUCCUAGUUAUUCUCUCAGAAAUGGGUCCAAUGCCAAUUGUGAUAAAACUGGAACCUGCUACAAUGUGACCGUGGACUGCAAGGACACCAAGAUUGCAGUUCAAGUAAGGACCAACAAGCCUUUCAAUGGAAGAAUUUACGCUCUGGGAAGGUCAGAGACUUGUAACAUUGAUGUUGCCAACAGCGACCUCUUCAGACUGGACUUGACAAUGUCAGGACAGGAUUGUAAUACUCAGAGUGUUACCGGUGUCUACUCCAACACCGUGGUCCUUCAACACCACUCGGUGGUAAUGACCAAAGCCGACAAAAUUUACCGGGUAAAGUGCACCUACGACAUGUCUUCCAAGAACAUUACCUUCGGGAUGAUACCAAUCAAGGACCCAGAUAUGAUCAGCAUCACCAGCGCUCCUGAGGCCCCGGCGCCGAAGAUCAGAAUUCUGGACUCGAGGGCUCGAGAGGUCGAGACUGUCAGGAUUGGAGACAAGUUGACCUUCCGUAUUGAAAUCCCUGAAGACACGCCUUACGGAAUUUUCGCGAGGAGUUGUGUAGCCAUGGCCAAGGACUCAAAAAGUACUUUCCAAAUAAUCGACGACGAAGGAUGUCCUGUAGACACAUCAAUUUUCCCCGCAUUCACCUCCGACCGCAAUGCCCUCCAGUCAGUAUACGAGGCCUUCAGGUUCACCGAGUCUUACGGAGUCAUUUUCCAGUGCAACGUCAAGUACUGUCUGGGACCUUGUGAGCCUGCAAUUUGCGAAUGGGACCACGAAUCAUUGGAAUCCUGGGGCAAGAGGAAGAGGAGGAGUGUCUCUAAUUCUACUGAAGAGGACAUGACCUUGUCGCAGGAAAUUUUAGUCCUUGAUUUCGGGGAUGAAAAACAGUCCGAGUUCUUCAGGAGUGACGCCAGUGUUGACUUCAAUGAUGCUGAUAAAACCGUGACAAUAAUCGAGCCAUGCCCCACGAAGACAUCGGUCCUAGCCUUGGGAGUGACUUGCGCCCUUUUGGUCCUCCUCUACAUCUCGACGGUCUUCUGCUACUACAUGAAGAAGUGGUUGUCGCCGCGCAAGAUGAUGCAUUAG
Cotesia congregata is the source of this 2057-nucleotide messenger RNA. The record is from the annotation of a GenBank genome assembly. NCBI's taxonomy places the organism in Eukaryota, Metazoa, Arthropoda, Insecta, Hymenoptera, Braconidae.